Molecule: messenger RNA, 3855 nt
Organism: Ahaetulla prasina
Lineage: Eukaryota; Metazoa; Chordata; Lepidosauria; Squamata; Colubridae
Gene: TGFB2
Product: transforming growth factor beta 2
Exons: 6
Coding region: 1653-2660 (335 amino acids)
Biological process (GO): SMAD protein signal transduction; transforming growth factor beta receptor signaling pathway; regulation of cell population proliferation
Cellular component (GO): extracellular region
Molecular function (GO): cytokine activity; growth factor activity; type II transforming growth factor beta receptor binding
Source: RefSeq, a predicted model, not a curated record
CACACACACACACACACUCUCUCUCUCACUCACACACACACCCUCCCACCCGCGGUCCGAGAGGACCUUAUCAACCCGCCCUCUCUGGCAGAGCGCGAGGUUCUCUGCGGGCGAAAGCCGUGAGUUGAGCGCAGGGGCUCUGAGAGAGACGGGAGAGGCUAGAAGACCUGGGGGCGAGGGGCGGCGUGCCUGCCAGCCCCAUCUCUUCAAGCUCCGUGGGGAAGGAGGGAGCCGUGGGCCAAAAAGAAAAAAGACCAAAAAAAAAAAAAAAAAGACAAGGCCAAAAGGCACGCCACCUACUACUCCGCGUGGAAAAGUGCCAAGGCGAGGGCGGAAAACGAACUUUGCAAUCUCCAGUCUUGGUAGAAAACGCGCGGGUGGAGGGGGCGGAAUCGCGAAAGCCUCGGAGAAGCAGCGGUAGCUCAGCCUCCUUGGUUCGGUUUGGCUUUUUAAAAACUGAAGAGGAGAGGAGGAGGAGGAGAGGCAGCUCCUGGAAAAGUUGUGCAGCCAGCAGUCGCCAGCGAGAGAGAGAAGGAGAGAGAGAGAGAGAGAGGAGAGGGUGGUAGGGAGGGAGGUGAGCUGGUCGCUUAAUGCGAACAACCGCGGCAGUCCGCUGUCCCCAAGAAAGCAGGACCGCUCAGAAUCCUGCCCACGCCGCGAAGGGGAUUGGUGGGAGGGUGUCGAAGAGCAACAGUCGUGGGAGGAGAAGGGAGAGAAGCCGGCAGAACCACCUUGAAAGCGUCCAGCUAUCCCAGGCGCGUCUCGGGGUCUGUCUUGGCGCCGGCACGCGCGUAUAUGCACACACAUACACGCACGCACGCAUCUCUACACACGUGGGCGCUUUUCGCCUCCGCUCGCAGCUGGACACCAACCCCCUGGGCAAAAAAAAAGGUGGGGGGAGCGACGCACUGAUUCCCAGAAGCGGGGCAUCAUCCUACCCCGGACCUACUUUCCUCCGCCUGCCAGUCGGUGCCAUCUCAAUUUCGAGCGUGGGAGCUUGUGGGCAGCUGGGCGCCGAGUCUCCGGAGCCUCGCUUUAAGUGGCGGCCAGUUUCCCUUCUUUUUUUCCCCUCCUUCCACUCACUCCUUCAACACUUAAGAUUUUUUUUAAAUUUUUCUUUUUGUAUGUACCAGACGUUAUUCCCACCCCACCCCGGCAACGUUUUUGGGAUUUUAUUAUCUUCUUUAGUAGCCGGGAAGAGAAAAAACAACCUGCUUUCCUGCUUUGAAGCAACGUUUGCAACCUGUUACAUUUCUUUUUUUAAAUUAUAAUUAUUAGGCGCUAUCUGUUGCAGGUUUUUUGCUUGUUUUUUGUUUUAAUAGAAAGCGAUUGCUGGCUUGAACCCGCCACUUUUGCUGGAGCAUCGCAUCUGCUCGCAAACUCACUCUUGGACUUGCAAUCAACUCAAGCAGCUUGGCGGACCGGCAACUUGGCAUAUGCUAUCUGGACUCACCAUCGGGAUUGCAUCUAUUCUUUCGAUCCCUCUUUUUUUUUUUUUUAAAGAAGAAGAUCUGAAUCUUGUUUGCACAUCUUAAACUGCCACGGAGAAAACUCCAGGAAGCAUUUUGGUCCUUUCUUUGUGGGAGAAGCCGAACGAAAAGAAGUGUGUUUUAUUUUAUUUUUUACAUUUAAACCUUUUUUCUCUCUCUAAAAUGCACUGCUAUCUCCUGAGCGUGCUCCUCACCCUGGAUCUGGCCACGGUGGCCUUUGCUCUGUCUACGUGCAGCACCCUAGACACGGACCAGUUCAUGCGUAAGCGGAUCGAAGCCAUCCGAGGCCAGAUCCUGAGCAAACUGAAACUCACCAGCCCUCCGGAAGAGUACCCCGAGCCCGAGGAGGUUCCUCCGGAGGUCAUCUCAAUCUACAAUAGCACAAGGGACUUGCUGCAGGAGAAGGCGAACCACAGGGCAGCCUCUUGUGAAAAGGAAAGGAGCGAUGAGGAAUAUUAUGCCAAAGAAGUUUACAAAAUUGACAUGGGGAGUUACCACCCGUCGGCAAGUAAGUCUACUCUGAAUAAUUAUUUCAUCUCAACAAGCAAUCAAAAUCCGUACUUUAGAAGAGUGAGGUUUGAUGUCUCAGCGAUGGAGAAAAAUGCUUCCAACCUAGUGAAAGCAGAAUUUAGAGUCUUCCGCUUACAGAAUCCGAAAGCUCGUGUAUCAGAACAACGGAUAGAACUAUAUCAGAUGAUCAAAAAUAAAGAUCCCACAUCACCUACACAACGCUAUAUUGAUAGCAAGGUCGUGAAAACAAGAGCUGAGGGAGAAUGGUUAUCUUUUGAUGUAACUGAGGCUGUACAUGAAUGGCUCCAUCACAAAGACAGAAAUUUGGGACUUAAGAUCAGUUUACAUUGCCCAUGCUGUACAUUUGUGCCUUCAAAUAAUUACAUUAUUCCAAAUAAAAGUGAAGAAUUAGAGGCAAGAUUUGCAGGUAUUGAUGACCACCCUUAUUCCAGUGGUGAGAAAGCUUUAAAGUCCAGUAGGAAAAAAUACAGUGGGAAGAGCCCACAUCUUCUGCUAAUGUUAUUACCCUCCUACAGACUUGAGUCGCAACAAUCCAGUCGGCGGAAGAAGCGUGCUUUAGAUGCUGCCUAUUGUUUUAGCAUUCUAUUGAAAGGGAUACUGCACUUCCCACUCCUACCCCACCCACAUAACUUUGGAUAAAAGUUUGUAUUUCUCUGGAUUUGUUCCUCAAAGUCUUGAAGGGCUACAGCUGCUGAAGGACUUGGGUGGCUGCUUUGAAGAAGACACUUUCUUCAAGAUAAUUGGCAAAGGAACCAUUGAGCAGCUGCUUCAUAACUUCAACAAGCAGAUCAAGAAUUGUUGGGGGGGGAGGAACUUCAUACACAUCAGAUUAUAUAUUCAAAACUAAAUCUCAUUUGUUCAUUUUCUGGCAAUCUAUACUAACUGCCUUUUUACUGAAGAAUAACAGUUGCUUUUAUUUGCACCUUUGUUAAAAUCCCUGUGACAUUUUGGCUGUUCAAAAGAUAGGCUAUGUCUGAAAAAUUAAACAAAUAGAAUCUAGUAUUAUGUCUCAAAUGUAUACAACAAGAGCAUAUGCUCAGAAUCAUGUAGUAAUUGAGCAGCUGUUAAUGUAGUGCCAGAAAUCAUAAAAUGUGGCUUGGAACCAAUUAGGGGUUGAAUAGGGAGGAACUGGGGCUCAGUUGCAGCAAGAGACAGUGGCAUUUCAAAUUCUUCUGAUAGCAAGAUAUUCCAUUUUGGAUACUGGAAAAGAUUGCAUUUCCUGUGCAAAACUGGCUUGUAAUAGGACUCACAUGGACUCACAAUUCCAGGAGAAGUGGAGGUGGCAACAGUGGCUAGAAAGGCUUUCUGUCACCCCAUCUUGGGCAUUAAUUGUGACCUUUCUUGGUUCAGGAAGUGCUGGUGACUACCAUUCAUGCUUUGUCACCUCUCAUUCUGAUUAUUGCAUUGGAAUAUUUGAAGACCUAGAAACUGGUCCAGAAAACAGAGGCUCAUGGAAACCAGUUAAUGAGCCCCCAUAUUACAAGUACUUCAAGGCUACCAAUUGGCUUCCAGCUACAAUUUAUGGUGCUAUUCUUCUCCUUUAAAGGCAUAUGUGACCCAGUCCUAGAUAUCUGGAGGACCAAAACAAUUUUGGUAGCUGCUGCCUGUAUAAUAAGAUCUAGAAGGGAAGACUGCUUCUAGAUCGGGUCCCCAACUCCUGGACCUUGAGUUGUUCCAAACUGGGCCAUGCUAAGCAAACGUACACACAUGUGCAUCCCCACUUGUACAAGCAGUGGGCAAGUGCAUGCGUGCACACUCCAUUUGCACAAGUGGCAGGCACGUGCGUGGAAACAUCCAAUGGUGGGUUUCAAAAAUUUUUUCUACCGGUUCUGUG